Cyanidioschyzon merolae strain 10D is the source of this 2475-nucleotide messenger RNA. RefSeq lists its product as hypothetical. Gene Ontology annotation, biological process: autophagy. Gene Ontology annotation, cellular component: intracellular membrane-bounded organelle. The transcript has a single exon. Bases 1 to 2475 code for a protein of 824 amino acids. NCBI's taxonomy places the organism in Eukaryota, Rhodophyta, Bangiophyceae, Cyanidiales, Cyanidiaceae. The record is from RefSeq and is a predicted model, not a curated record. Gene Ontology annotation, molecular function: protein binding.
AUGUUGACGACCUGGACAGAACACCGAGAAGUGGAAUUCCGACCCGCAAAGAGGGUCUGCAAUGAGCUGCACCUCACACCUCCAUCAAAAGCUGCUCCUGAUACCCGGGAACACGCGCUGAACUGGGAGCGCUUUCUCUUGCAAAAGCGAUUACAGCGCCGCAUUCGAAUCGCGACGAACCGCCACGGAGCUGAGCACGUUCGUAGCACCAUCGCGCUGAGUCUUUCUGCCGAUGGAACCAGGCUCGCAUCGACGCAUGGUGACCAUGUAGUGCGGACCUAUCGAAUACGUCGAGGAGAAACGGAGAAUGCGCGCCCGGAAUCCUCGCAAGUACGUGAACUGUGCCAGGAUACUGGCUGCUCGUUCUCACUCGAAUUAAGCGCUGAAUUGUACGGUCAUCCGCGUACUCCGUGGAGUGUGCAUUUUCACCCGCGUGACUCCGACCUCAUGGUGAGCGGUUGCCUCGGAGGUCACUGUUACGUCUGGUAUCGUGAUCAAUGUGUAGCGCGAUACACUGUAAGUGAACAGCACCCGGAGAACUUUGCCUUCUUCCCGGAAUAUGGACCAUCCAGCAUCAGUUGUGUGGUUUUUGAUCCGUCUGGGGAAGUCGUCAUCAUUGCUGCGCGACGGUCGCUCUUUUUCUGGCAAUGGCGGCGGACGCUCUGGUCGCGAACACUUCUUCGAACGAUGACAAGACCGAUGAUUGGAGCGGGUACUGCGGCCACACGAGAGCCCUCUCCGCGUCAUGCUUUGUACGGAGAUCGAGGGCGUCGGUCUGCAGCUGCUGGGCAAACGACCAAUACGAACAGAGUGCUCGUGGGAGCGUCGACUUACAGUGCGGGUCGUGAAGCUCAUAUCCAUACGCGCACUGCUCUGGAGGAUCGAGUGACUCGGGGAGAUACGCGCGCCUCGAGCGUUGCCACAGCGAGCACGCUCGACACCGCUGCAUCUUUCGAUACGAUCGGCGCUGGUCGUUCAGGGGCGCUCGCUGGUGACGCUGCAAGCUUCCAGACUUCCCUGGGGAGCGCUUCACGCUUUCCCUGGCCUCCGGACCGAGAGCGACAACGGCAAGCCGUUGGGUCCAGUUCAGUGGCAGGGAUCGUGGGAACUCGGCGAGCACGCCACGCUAGCCGGCAGAUUCAGAAUGCACGUUCGAACGAAAACGCAGAUGAAGCUGACCUCAGCGCGCAGCACCCUAUGGACAUGCAGCGAGUAACUGCGGGGCGGCCUGAGCGGCAUCCCGCUGAAUCCACCGACGAAACCCUGGUAGAGGACUCGCAGCAGCGCUCUGCCUGCUAUUACCUAGGCGUACCAAUUCAUUUGGUGAAUGCACUCGCAGGGGCCUCCAUCCUGCUUGUUGGGACGCGUUCACCGGUGCUCUCCACGGAACAGGAAGCGGAACUUUUCCGUGUGGCGGCCGCUCCAUUCACCCUUGAUAUUCAGCUGUACCAGCUGAGAGAAGAGCCGCUGAGAUAUAUCGACAGCGCUCCCAACAGUAGUAGUAAUGGUGACGUUGGUGGCAGCGGCUACGGCUUCCAGAGAAGCCGCAGCACGCCCGUGUGCAAUACAUUGUGCCCUGGAGUCUUGAUCGGCAAAAUACCUCAGGUCGUCGCAUACAACGAGGCGGGUAUCAGCGUAUCCACGGAUGGUCGGUAUCUGCUCGUCUGCAUCCUGCAGUCACAGCUACGCCGACCACCGCCCCACUGUCCGAGCGAUAGCCACGCGAGCAGCCUCCACAGUGGCACCGAGCGCAGCGCGCCUCGCUCGCAUGGAGCCGGCGUACCUCGAAGCGCAGUGCGCUCCCCAGUACCUGAUACCGCACAUGCCCCAGCAGGCUUGGAGUCGCGGAACGUUUGGGUACGUGCUGCCCAGGAACGUGUUCCCAGUGGUGGUGCCUCAACCUUUGUCGCGCACAUCGUUAUCUAUGAGAUCCUACCUGUUUCUGCGGUAUCGGGACAAGCGCGAAAAUCUCCUGUCCUUGAUUCGUGUUUUUUAACCAGUAUCGAUGGUGCGGUUUCUUCAGUUGAGCUUCGAGAACGGGCUCGUAUGCCCCUGGAUGCAUGUCAUACGAGGGCGUUGACGAAUCUACGGUUUGUACCAUCCCCGAAUACUGGGUUCGGGAAGGUAUCGCCCGACAGGGAUCGAAUCUAUUUUCUAGCGGGUUACAGUUAUCGGGAGAGUAUGACACACUCGGAAACGCUGGAAGCAGCUGAAAUGAGACCUAUUUUGGACUUGUUUGAAGCGGACCUGCGCACGGGGUCCAUGCACUGCCUCCGAUCGAUCCCGGCAGCGAGGCCACAUGCUGGCAUUGCACCCGGAGAUGCCUCGACUGCUCUUGACUGGAGAUCUUUCGAGGAAGUGGAUGGGAUUAACUGCGCCCUGUUUCUGCCGAUGUAUUCUGCGAAUUACCCCCAGCUUGUGCAGGGUAUCGUUUACGGCACGCAGCGCGGUGAUAUCUAUGCGCUCGUGGAUUAG